This is a messenger RNA of Oikopleura dioica, 1116 nucleotides long. The record is from the annotation of a GenBank genome assembly. Lineage: Eukaryota; Metazoa; Chordata; Appendicularia; Copelata; Oikopleuridae.
AUGGCGAUUUUCGAUGAGAUAGACGUCGAACUUGGAAAGAUAUGCGCUGAUAAUUGUCAAGUAAAACUUGAUGAAUGCCUCGAAUUCUGUGACGAUCCGAGUUGCACAUCAAGAUGCCAAGGAACAUGGCUCGAUUGCCUCGCUGCCUGUCCAUGUUACUCAGGAUGUCCCGAUGGUUGCGAAAACUGCCCGAACCCGAUUUGUGCGUCUCCCCUCCAUCACCUCUUUAUCAUCGAUGAGCGAAUGUCAGAAUGGAACAAGGGAAUGCACUGGAACUCGUACACGGAAGAAGUUGACUUUCGAAAUUUUGCUUAUCAAUUUAACCACGGAUUUGAUAUUGAGGAUACCUGCUACGCAAUGCUUAACGGGGAGCAUUGGCUCAUCGGUGGUUGGUUUUAUCCAAAUGCUGUCGCAAAAGUAGAAGAUUGCAAAAUCACUCGCCAAUCUGCAAGUCUUGAAUACCCAUUUCACGGGGGUAUGUUCGGUUCUUGCACUGCUUACAACGGCAAAAUCUGGACCUGCUUCGAUGGCAAAGAAGGCCGAGCAAAUCAGUGUAUGACUUUUGAUGGAGUUCGCCAAGAAAUCGUCGCUCAAGAAACGACGAGGGGCCACGACUGGGCGGAUAUCGUCGUUUACGAAAAUGAGUUUACGAAUGAGUUGAUCACAAUGGGCGGCUGUGAUGGCGACGGUGGGGAUGAGCGCGAGUGCCACGGAUUGACCGAAAUUUACGACGAAGAACACGGCUGGGUUUCUCACUAUGGAUCAAACUUUCCCGUACACGAGCUUACAGGCCAUUCCCUCGUUUCCGACCCCCGGGGCAUCGUCAUCAUUACUGACACAAGCUACGACAACACUGUUUACCGACUUGACUUCAUCGACAACCCGAAUGGCGAAGGAUUCGUGUACCGAUGGGACACCCUUGGUCAACUUCAAGAACCUGCUUUUUACGUUUCCGCAACAAACCUUCUCGAUGCUGUCUUUGUUGGAUACAACAAACUCGAGCGAAUAACAAUCGGAGAUCGAGAAAUCAGCUCUUCAAUCGUUUACGAAACAGGAUUCGACUUGCGCCUUGAUUACGCGCCCAUGCUUAUUGUCGAUGAAAAUUUCUGCAAAUGA